CUUGCGUACGCCUUGUGCUCUCCAUAAUACCGUUCUAACCUCGACUAUUGCCAUGACCGCUGACCUUUUAGACCCCUCUGCUCUCCUUUCAAAACUUCCCAAUUUACUACCACCAGCGGAGAAAAAACUCAAGUCCCCACACGAUGGCAUCGUCGCAUUGUUGCACACAGCUAUGGUCGCGGUGGGGUUCCGUCUUGUCGCUGUAGAUGAAGACGCGCCGGCAAGGUCAAUCCUGGACAAUGUCCUUCCAGAUGAAUGGAAUAAACAUGGUCCCGGGAACUACGCUUUUCGAUACAAGCAUGAGCAGAGCAGCCUUGAGUACCUCGUUAAGAUUGUCAAGCUAGGUCCUCGCACCCUGAUCAAUGCAAUUGCCAUCGAGAGUGAUAAGGCUGCUUCCCUUGACAUUCAAACCAGCGAUUUCGUUUCGCAAUCUUUCUAUCCCCACGACCUGACAGCAUCCGAUGCCCAGCCUCUUGUUCACGGCUUCAUCUCCUCAAACAGAGUCUCGGACCUGAUGUCCCAAUACAAGCUGAAAAUCAUCCAGAAACUCAUGCCAGGUCUUAACAAGCCUGGUUAUACCGAGGAUGCUACCGCUGACGCGUCUACAACUGUCGGGGGAUCCGCUCCUCGGGCGUCCAACUCGAACCCUGCUCCUGCACGUCCACGACCCGAGGCACCGCCCAACGAACCGACUCGUUCUCCAUACUCACACAUACCUCCCGAGAACCCGUUAUCUAUCGGCCGUCGGGAUCUCGACCCAUUCCCUCAGAAUCCUUUUGCACCUCCGCCUCUCUUCCCUCCCAAUUCAGGCGAUGGAAUGUACGUAGGCCCCGACCACCCGAUAUUCGGGGGGCGCCGCGGAGGAUUUGGAAGUGCUGGUCAACCACAAGGGCCCUGGGGUGGCGACGGGUUCCUUCCUCCCUUGGGUGCACCUCCUGGUGCGAGAUUUGAUCCCGUCGGACCUGCUCUGCCUGGGCGAGGACGGGGCGGCGUGGGUGGUAUAGGCGGCAUAGGCGGCAUGCCUGGAGGAGGCAACAUGAGAGGGCCUGAUAAUGACGAGUUCAUGCCUCCUGGUGCUGGUGAUAUGUUUAUGUGAUGGCAACUACCGCAAUGUAUUAUAAGCUGAAACAAGCUGUAUUUGGACGCCCCGUUGUAUAACGUAGUAGUAGCAGCCUUUCUGUAGUUUGUGUUUGUACUAUGAGUAUCAAGCUACAGUGCGAUCUGGUGAAACCGCAGUUGC
Gloeophyllum trabeum ATCC 11539 is the source of this 1240-nucleotide messenger RNA. RefSeq lists its product as uncharacterized. Gene Ontology annotation, biological process: proteasome-mediated ubiquitin-dependent protein catabolic process. The record is from RefSeq and is a predicted model, not a curated record. The coding region runs from base 53 to 1096 and encodes 347 amino acids. Gene Ontology annotation, molecular function: proteasome binding; endopeptidase inhibitor activity. The transcript has 3 exons. Lineage: Eukaryota; Fungi; Basidiomycota; Agaricomycetes; Gloeophyllales; Gloeophyllaceae.